Molecule: messenger RNA, 7029 nt
Organism: Daktulosphaira vitifoliae (grape phylloxera)
Lineage: Eukaryota; Metazoa; Arthropoda; Insecta; Hemiptera; Phylloxeridae
Gene: kto
Product: mediator of RNA polymerase II transcription subunit 12
Exons: 38
Coding region: 289-6816 (2175 amino acids)
Biological process (GO): regulation of transcription by RNA polymerase II
Cellular component (GO): mediator complex
Molecular function (GO): transcription coactivator activity
Source: RefSeq, a predicted model, not a curated record
CAAAAAUAUUUUCAUGUAUCAUUUUUUAAUUAAGUAGAAUGUAUUUUCAAUCAUUUAAAUUAUUUUAAUAAUUCCUUUUUAGUUUUACUAUGUAUAUUUAAACGUUUAACUUAUUUUAUAUUAAGAAUAAAUAAACAACAUCUUAUGCGCUAAUUUUAAUCUGUAUUUUACAAAAAUGAUUCUUAUAUUAAUGUGAUAUUCAUGUAUUAUUUGUUGUUCCUUUGGUGCUACUUUUACUUAAGCAUUUAUUGCUAAACAUUAUGUAUUAAUGUGAGCUAACUAGCAUAAAUGAUGGGAUUUUCUUACGAAAAACGACCAUUAAAACGACCACGACUUGGUCCUCCAGAUGUCUAUCCCCAAGAGCCUAAGCAAAAAGAGGAUGAAUUAACUACUGUUAAUGUAAAACAUGGUUUUACUACAUCAUUGACUAUAUCUGAUGAACACCAACAUGGAACUGCUCGCAAUUAUAAUAUUACAGCUUCAAAAAUUGGAGCUUUUUUUAAUGCUAUUAUCAAUAAAAAAGAAGAAUUAAACACUUUGUUGGAUACUGGAAGGAAACGAUUACAAAUUAAUCCUAAGGAUAAUUUUUGGCCAGCAACUGCCAGAUCUAAAACUACAGUUGAAGCUUGGUUUAAAGAUUUGGCUGGAAUAAAACCAUUGAAUAUACUUUCCAAAAAGGCACCAAAUUUUAACAAAAAAGAGGAAAUAUUUAUGUUGUUAUGUGAAUAUAAUGUCCCACUUAUUCGAGCUACAUGGUUUAUAAAAUUGAGUUCAGCCUAUACAAUUGCUGUGUCAGAAGCAAAAAUUAAAUCAAAACGUCAACUGCCAGAUCCUACAUUAGAAUGGACCAGUACCCUUUUGAAAUUUACCAAAGAACAAUUAAUUAAACUUCAAGAUUACUACCAAAGUACAUCAUCUUCAAAUAACAGUUCCUUGCAUUUUAUGACUGAAGAACAAAAAAUUUCACUUAAACAAUGGAACUAUUGUUCAAGUUUGAUCAAAUAUAUGUAUCAGGAGGGACUUUUAGAACGACAAGAAGUACUUCAAUGGAUAUUAGAUUUGCUUGAACGUUAUAAAUCAUCAUCAGUUAGUGAAGAUGGUUUGCUAAAAGUUCUAUGUCCUUUAGCUUUGCAGUAUUGUUCAGAAUUUUGCCAAUCUGAACUUUUAAGUCGAAAAUUAGUUUAUUUUUGUUCGAGAAAAUUGAAUUCUAUGUGUAAUUCAGUAGUAGAUUCAAAUCCUCCGUCAAGUCCUAAUUCUAAAGGAACAUCUAGUAUAAGUGCUCCUAGUAACAAUUCAACCAUUACCAAUGCUGCAGCUAUUUUAAAUGAUAUGAUGGCUUGUCCUCAUCAUAGGGAUAUUUUACUUCCAAUAAGUUGUAUUAUACAAAUAAUUCUUUUAGAAUGUCCCACAUCACUUGUUUGGAAUCAUUUGGGUGGCGGAAAACUACCAUCUAUAUUAAAUGGUUCGCCAUUAGACUAUUUACCUUGUUCUCCUAUAAUUUUACCUAUGCCUCAAAGAACAAAUAAUGUUUCACUAAGGAAACAACUCAAACAAUUUGAAGAAAUUGUAAGACUAAGAAGUCAAGCAGCUGAAGGCAGAUGGUGUUUAGACAAAUUUCAAAAGUCUUCAAUAGGAGCUAAAACUAUGAAAAUUUUAACAGUUUUGGAUGCUCUAGAUCGUCAUAGUUUUGAGCGUAUUGAUCAAAAUAAUUCUUUGGAUACAUUAUAUAAUAAAAUUUUUUCAUCGCCCAAUGUAAAAGAUAAUUUAAAUACUUUACCAAUAGCUGUUGGAGGAAUAACAAAAUCUUCAGAUAUUGAUUUAUCAAAAGAUAACCGCACAGAAUAUAGUAUAGAUCAAGAUCAAAUAAUUGUUAAAGUGCUAUGUGAGUGGGCUCUUAGUAGCUUAAGGCAUGGUGAACAUCGAGGAAUGGCAGUUGCUAGAUUACUUGAUAAAAGACAAGCAGAAAUAACUGGACGAGAAAGUGAUUCUUCUGUAGAAAAUAUACCAAGUGGUCCUAAUGAAGAUAAAGAUUCAGUUGUUUCCACACCUGCUACACUGCCACUAUUUCAAUCUCUUUUAAUGCAUUUUCUUGACCAUGAUGCUCCAAUAUUAGAAAAUAAUCAUACAAGCCGCAUAACAUUUACAAAUUUGGUAAAUUUAUUUACGGAACUAAUAAGGAAUGAUGUGUUUUCACAUGAUGCCUAUAUGUGCACUUUAAUAUCAAGAGGCGAUUUACAAUCAAAUAAUGGAGGAAGUCAACAUUCAAGUAAUAGUAAACCUACAGAUACUCCAUCAGGUGCAGGUUCAACUCAAGGUCCAGCUCAUAUAGAAGAUGAUAACUUAUUUGAUUUAAAACCAAAUGUUCCAGAACAUCAUAAUCGACAUAUGGACUAUGAUGACAGUAAAAUUGAUGAUGAUUUAGAUAAAUUAUUGCAACAUAUUAAAGAAGAGCAACAAAAUUCAAUGGAUGCUCCUGAUUCUCCAAAAGUUGAACCUUUUGCUGGUUCAUCAAUUGGUGGGUUAGAUUCAAAUAAUCCAUCAACAAGUACUAAUGAAAACAUGUUAAAAGGUAGACCUUCACGACAUCUAUUAUAUGCAACACAUUUUCCAUUACCACUGGAUGAAGAAACUACUAGUCAUGAUUGUAACCAAAGGCAUGUUCUUUUAUAUGGUUUUGGAAAAAUGAGAGAUGAUGCUAGACAUACAAUUAAACGUAUAAGCAAAGAUAUCUGUAAACUAUUUAGUAAAAAAUUUAGCAUUGAUAUUGCUGAAGGUGGAAAAGUAAAGAAACAUUCUCGCAAUGAAUUCAAUUUUGAAGCAACUACUGCUAGAGUUCAAAAUUUGUCUUAUUUUGAUCAACAUGUUGUUACAUGGCAGUGUAGCCUCACAGUUCUUGAAUCUAUUAAUGCAUUUGCUACUGGAAAUUCAAAUUAUCUCCCUGUUCAAGAACAUGUGGCAUUCUUAUUUGAUCUUAUGGAGUUGGCUUUAAAUGUCAAUACACUUUUAGAUGUUUGCAUACAGAUCUUAAUGGAUAUACCUGAUGUUGAAGCACAACUAACUACUAAAGGAUCAUCUUUAGUGCGUUUAUAUACCACAUCAUUAGUUCUAUAUAUUGUUGGAGUAUUACGUAGAUACCACUGUUGUUUAUUAUUGAAUCAAGAGCAAGUUAUUGGAGCUUUUGAAAACCUUUAUAGAGUUGUAAAACAUGUUUCAAAUCCUGCUGAGUGUUUAAGUGUUGAAAGAUGUGUUCUUUCCCAUUUAUAUGAUUUAUAUUUAUCAGCAGCUCCACUUUUAAAAGGUCGCCUUCCUGGUACAGAACCCUUUAAUACUCUUUAUAUUAAAAUAAGACAAACAUUGCAUUCAAAUUUACAACCUUCAACUAUGACACAAGGAAACUGGAAUUCUAGUUACAUGAGUGAACUUAUUUUAUCAUAUAGAAGAGGAUAUAAAAUUGAUUCUGGAUGGUACAGGCAGCUGAAUGAAUCACAAAGUAAUCGUUAUAGCUUAGUGUGCAAUGUAAUAAUAGCAGUUGCAUCUGAAACUGAUAUAGAACGAUUAAAUGAUUUAGCUAUUCUCAGUGCAGAAUUGACUGCUUCUUGUAGUUCACUUGCUUCAGAGUGGCUAGGAGUUCUUAUGGCUUUAUGCUGUUCAUCAAAUAAUCCUAUUAUAUUUGGAGAUGUUUUUUCACAUGUUAAAAUGAAUGAUAUAGCUGUGCACAACUCACUAGCAUUAUUUACAUCAAUUCUUGUUGCAAGACAUUGUUUUUCUCUAGAAGAUUUUGUGGUACAUGUAGCUUUACCUUCUUUAUUGACUGUUAGUAAUGAAGGUCAUGGAGCAGCUGAUACAGAUCCUGAAGCAGAAGCAAGUGCAAGAUUGACUUGCCACUUACUUUUACGUCUUUUUAAAACUACAGAAGUACCACAACCUAGUUUAUACUCAGUUGGUGCAUCACCAAAUCCUAUACCAAAUACAAGUUCUGGUUGUAGUAUUAAACAAAGUUGUGAUAGACACUUAUUAGCGGCAGCUCAUAAUAAUAUCAGAGUUGGACCUUUGUUAGCUGUACUUAAAGCUAUUAUUGUUGUUGGUGAUGCAACAGCUCAGCGCCCCAAUCAGUCUAUAAAAAAAUCACCUUCUAGUCAAGUUAGUACUCCUGGAGGUACUAGUAAAAUGGCUGGUGAAUUGUCCAUCAGUCAUAUUUUAGGCACAACUGAUAUUUUAGGGGGAUCAGCUGAUCAUUUACUAAUGGAAUUAAGAGGACUUGGAAAUUCUGACACUCAAACUCCAGGUCUUUCAGAGUUAGCACAAUUUGUACUUAGAGAAAUAUGUAGUCAAGAAUGGGUAUUAGAACGCUGCUUACAAAAUCCAGAAGAACUGUGUCAUCAAGAUAUGCUUUUAGAUAGUAUGCUUUCUUCCAAACAGGCUCAAAGACUGCUGCAUAUGAUCUGUUAUCCUGAAACGGCAAGUGGUUUUGAUAUUUCAUUGGAUUCAAAGACCAUCAUUACAAAUAUUUUAGAAAAUUCUGACCAAUGGACUCUGAGAAUGUCUUGGUUAGAAAUGCAACUCAUGUUUAAACAAUUCACUACAAAUUCCCCUGAUUUAAACCAGUGGCUUGAUACAGUUGCCAAAGCUGCCAUUGAUAUGUUCCAGCAAAAUCCUAAUACCCAAAAUAAAAGCGAGUGUUUAAAAAAAACACAUUCAAUGUGGUUAUUAGCACCUCUUAUUUCAAAGUUACCUAGUGCUGUCCAAGGAAGAGUGUUGAAAGUAGCUGGUCAAGUUCUAGAAAGUGGAAAUAUGAUUGGACUUGGAAAUACAAAUUCAGGAAAUGUUACCCCUAUAGCAACUCAUGGAGUUAGUGGAGGAGGAAGUAGCAGCCGAAGUAGUAAUAAAGGCACUCCACCACACCCUCGACCUGCUCAAAAUCUAACUACUGUUACUCCAACUGCUGCUAUUUUAGCAUAUCAUCAGCCAUUUUUAUCUUUAGUACUUAGCUGUUUAAAAGGACAAGAUGAUCAAAAAGAAAAUUUACUUUCUUCUCUACAUAAUCAGUUAUCUCAAUAUUUGAUUUUAUCUAAAGAGGAACGCCUCGGAAUUCAAGAAGGUUGUGCUAAUAAUAAAGAAGUAAAUGCCAUACAAAACUCUCUUUCUCUAAGAUUUAGUCUUGUUGGAGGCAUGUUUGAUACGAUUCAACGUAAUACUACUCUAACAACUGAUUGGGCAGUUUUAUUAGUUCAAUUAGUUACAUAUUCUGUUAUUGAUUUGACUAAUAAUACGAAGUUAUUUAGUACAAUAAUCGAUAUGCUAGCAACAUUAAUACAUUCAACUCUUGUAUCAGAUUCUCAAACUGAAAAAGGAGAAGAAAAUCGUAAACAUUAUCAAAAUUUAAUGAAAAAAUUAAAAAAAGAGGUAGGAGAAAAAUAUUCUCCAUCAAUUUCCCAAGUUAGACAACUUCUACCUUUAGGGAAACAACAAUGCGAAAUUAUUUCUUGCGAACAAAUUGGUACUGAUGGUAAAGGCAAUAAAAUAUCAUCUGGGAUGGAUGCUAAUGAUAAACAAGGUUUGAAAGUAUGUGAUAAACAGCGUGUAAGUUCUUGGGAUCUUUUAGAAGGUCACAAAAAUCCUGCUCCUCUUUCAUGGUCAUGGUUCAGUGCUGUACGUGUGGAACGUAAACCAUUAUGGUAUGAAGAAAAUCAUAGAAUGCUCAAGUUCCAUACACAUUCAUUAGUUAAAACUUCAUCAUAUUUCUUAGAACCUUUACCAUUACCACCUGAAGACCUUGAACCUCCUCAAGAAAAACCGUGUCCUUGUGUUUAUUGUAACCAGAUUAAGAAUGUAGGGCCUGGUAUCAAUAUAGGCCCAGGAACAGGAAGACCAGAUACUCCAUCUUCAGUACCUGAAUCUCCAGGAAGAGGUAUAAAACGAGGUAUGAAAGCUCAAGGAGGACCUUCUAAUCAGCGCCGUAAAAAACAACAACAACCGCCUCCUAUGUCACCAUUAACUCCAAAUACUCAAAUGGGGCCAAGUCAAAUUCAUCCACAGAUGCAGGGACAACAAAAUCAACACAUGGCUUAUGGAGGUCCUAAUGGAGGAAUUUAUCCAAUGCAGCAAAAUACUGGCCCAAAUCCUGCCCAAAUUCCUCAACAAAAUCCUCAAUGGGGUAAUUAUGGACAACAGUCACAAGGAGGACCUUCUUUUUAUUCUCAGCAAGUACCUCCUACUCAAGGUCCAGGUCCUGGUUCAAGAUUUGAUAGACCAGUAAAUACAUCCAAACAAGCACUGAGCCAUAUGUUGCGAAUGAGAUUACCUACUAAUCAAUACAUGGGUCAAACUCCACAACAGCCUAAUAUGAACCCUAAUUUUCAACCAAUGCCAAGACAGCAAUUUAUUAGAAGAGGUCAACAUAAUGUACCGAUACAGCCUCCUCCACAACAACAAAAUUCUAAUCAAAUGUAUUCGCAACAACAACAACCAACUCAAAUGUAUUCUAAUAUGCAACAAAGUAUGAAUCAAAAUUAUGGUGGUUAUGUAGGACAACAAGCAGGAAUGAGACCACCUUAUAUGCAAAACCAAAAUGUACCUAUGAAUCCAAUGGGAGGCCCUCAAAAUCCUACUCCUCCAUACAAUCGCCCCACUGUUCCUAACCAGCAGGUACAAAACUCUCAAUAUCAACAGCAAUUGAGUCAACAGCGUAUUCGUCAUAUUAUGGCUAUGCAACAGCAGCAACAGCAACAGCAACAGCAACAUCUUAUGCAAAGACAAAUGCAAAAUCCUCAACAGCAACAAAGCCAUCCAUAUGGUUUACAGCCACCACCUUACUAAUUUUUAUUCAUUAAUUAUUUUAUAUUUGUAAAUAAAUUAUUAUAAUAGAACUUUAAUGUAAACUUAUACAAUCAUAGAAAAGUAUUGUAUGUCCAAUGUGACAUUUUUUUUUUUGUGAAAUUAUUUUAAAUGUUUAAUAGGAAACUGAUUUGUAUUUAUUCAUAUUAAAUGUAAUUGUUACAUUUUUAAAUAAAUAAUAAAUGUGUUAUAAAA